CGCCCAAGCCUUCGGCAAAAUCAUUGUAUUUCUCACCUGCUGGUCCUCUCUCAUCUGAGUCUGAGACGAGCUGGUCUUUUAUCUUCCCAUGGGAAGGUUGACUUGAGGGCUCUUCUAUCGUAAACAACACAUCGCAGAAUGGGAGCAGUCGGAGUCCAGAAAGUUGAUGUCGCGAUCAUCGGGGCAGGAUGGUAUGGUCUCGUUGCAGCCAGGACAUACCUCCGUCUCUGUCCCAACGCAAACCUUCUCGUCAUCGACUCCGACUCCACUGUCGGCGGCGUAUGGAGUGAAGACAGACUAUACCCGAAUCUCGUCGCCCAGGUCAACCUCGGUCUGUUCAACUACACUGACACGCCCAUGCCGGCCGAAGGCGUGACCAAAGAGCGACAAGUGACCGGACGUAUGAUCCAUAACUAUCUCCAGCGCUAUGCUGAAGACCAUGACCUUCUCCGUUAUAUCCGGUUCAACACAUUUGUCAGCCGGGCGGAACGGAUAUCUGGCGGAUGGCGACUACACUUUCGAGACUCCGGCGAUAUCGUCGAGACCGCGAAGCUAAUGGUCGCGUCGGGCGUGACGUCUAUCCCGAACAUGCCGUCUCUUGACGAAACGGAUGUCUCUGUGCCAGUCGUCCACUCGAUGAACCUGGGCGCAUCGUUCGAGGAUAUCAAGAGGCCCGAAAUCAAGGAAGUCGUCGUCGUCGGAGCAGCCAAGUCGGCAUACGAUGCUGUCUAUCUUCUCCUGACGAUGGGGAAGAAAGUGACUUGGGUGAUUCGACCUGGAGGCGCUGGUCCUCUGGCCAUUCUCCCGUCUAAAUUGCUGGGUUUUUGGACAAGCAUUGGCGUAGCGUCCACGCGACUGAUGACGGGUCUAAGUCCCUCGAUCUUCAAUACCGAUGGCCUGUUAUACUCUGUCUUCCAGAAGAGCCCGGUGGGGAGAUGGGUGACUGGACGAUUCUGGGACACUGUGGCAUUUCUCAGCGACUUGCAUGCAGGAUACUACAAAGGCGAUCAUGUUUCCAAGCUACGACCGGAGAUUGACGGCAAGGGCAUUUUCUGGGCCAACUCCGGCCUUGGUGUAGUCACCCUGGACGACUUCUGGUCCACUAUCCACGAUGGCGACGUCACCGUGCUCCGCGAUGAUCUGCAUAAAAUCAAGGGCAAUACGCUGCAUCUCCAAUCCGGCCAGAGUGUAAGAUCUGACUACAUCCUCAUGUGCACCGGAUGGGGCGACCACUUCGCGAUGUUCGACAAUGCCACAAAGCACGAAGUGGGCCUGCCGGUGCUGACGGCGAAAGGAGCCGUGGAUCCUGCGUGGGUGAAGUCCGACGCGGAGGCCGAAGAUGCGGUCAAUCGCAAGCUGCCUUUUCUAGCGAAGUCGGCGGUGGUGCGAAACCCCAAGAAUCUCAUGCAGCCGCAGAGAAAGUGGAGAUUGUAUCGUCGCGUAGUCCCUAUCAAGCUGGCCGAGAAGGGGGAUCGAUCGCUCGCCAUUCUUGGCCAGAUCCACACGGUGCAGACACCUCUUGUCGCCGAGGUUCAGUCUUUCUGGGCCAUCCUCUACUUGCUGGGCAAGAUUGAACUGCCUGAUCAUGACACCAUGGUCAAGGAGAUCGCCGAGUGGAAUAUCUGGACGAAGAAGCGUUACUUGGGCCAGGGACAGAAGUUUCCUUACUCGCUUUAUGACUUUCUUCCGUACGUCGACACGCUAUGUAAAGACCUCGGUAUCAACUCGCGCCGCAAACCCAAUGUUCUGGCUGAGAUAUUCUCGCCCUACCGACCGGAUGACUUUAACGGCUUCAUCGAUGAGUACAUGCUAAAGAGACUGAACGACUCAGUCAGCAAGCCCAAGAAGAUCCAGUCUCGUUUCGUUAGUCGGUUGUUGGGGGUGGGCUUGAGCCUUAUUGUUUCUCUGAUUGCUUUAACCAAGGUCAUUAUUGCGUAAUAGAUGGGUUUAUUAUUUGUGAUAUUUAUUUAUCUUAGGAC
Molecule: messenger RNA, 1979 nt
Organism: Aspergillus steynii IBT 23096
Lineage: Eukaryota; Fungi; Ascomycota; Eurotiomycetes; Eurotiales; Aspergillaceae
Product: putative dimethylaniline monooxygenase
Exons: 4
Coding region: 139-1938 (599 amino acids)
Molecular function (GO): N,N-dimethylaniline monooxygenase activity; flavin adenine dinucleotide binding; NADP binding
Source: RefSeq, a predicted model, not a curated record